Molecule: messenger RNA, 2787 nt
Organism: Trachymyrmex cornetzi
Lineage: Eukaryota; Metazoa; Arthropoda; Insecta; Hymenoptera; Formicidae
Gene: nau
Product: myogenic-determination protein nautilus
Exons: 5
Coding region: 1133-2098 (321 amino acids)
Biological process (GO): muscle organ development; positive regulation of myoblast differentiation; regulation of transcription by RNA polymerase II
Molecular function (GO): protein dimerization activity; DNA-binding transcription factor activity, RNA polymerase II-specific; RNA polymerase II cis-regulatory region sequence-specific DNA binding
Source: RefSeq, a predicted model, not a curated record
GGGACCGAUAACUACCAGGAGGAUGCCUAAGUCUUCACUCUGAUCUCCGACUACGAGCUUUUCGGAUCUGUCCACGAGAUCUGCUCGACCGGCUCCGAUAGCCGCGUGGAAGAAUUCUUCCCGCCGGUUAGAAUCGCGUCCACGAGACUCUCGCGACGUCGGGAUGGAGUGAUCUUCCUCGGAACCUUUUCGGUCGAAUAGUGCGACUUGUUUCCCGUUUCGAUCGCGCAAUCUUUAUAAAUCCCAAGACGAGAAAGUGCGUCCGCGCCGUACAUCUCGAGUUACAUGUGUAGAUUGACGCGAAGUGGUAUAACACUCUUGUGUUUUGUAAGAUCCGUAAAGUAAUUUCGUUCUUCUCGAAAAUCAGUCUCUCACCUUAGAUUUAUGACCGAAUAAGUCAUGUCUGAGCUGCGUCGGUCGAUGAAUAUGCAAAGAUUGCCGCAUGGAUAUAAUACAGCGAACAGUAGUUGAGCAACUUAAAUAAGGAGCGACGCGCGAGGGUGGAAUCUUAGUGGUUUUAGCGAAUCAGAGCGGAAAAUCCCCGUACUUUGGAUAGAAUUGGCCUGGAGCCUUGGACUCGGUAAAGUUAACGAAGAAGUUGAAGGGGGAAGUUAACACUGACCACCAAGUGCGUUCGUGUUCUCGCCGGGAUUAGUAAUUCAUCAUCCCUUCUAGACACAAGAAGAGAAAAGCAAAUUAGCCGCCAUCGCGACGAACAAAAGCGCUGUUGCGAUUUUAUGACAGGUACUUUCAGCGUCGACCAUCUCCGUCUUUAGGUCAACUAACUUUUGAUUGCAUUACAACCUGAACUGUCUUCAUCUCGAAAGAUCAUACCUCUCGGAUAUCAUCAUUCAGCGAACUUUUAUUUACAUCAAAUCUUUCUCCAGUUGAAGUACGGUCGAGGAAAUCGGAUGAAUGCUUGUUUGAUGGAGUACGCGGUGAUCAAGACGCAGGCGAUGUCAUUGAGAGAAAAUUUAAUUAAACCACGCGCGAUUUUGCAUCGCUUCCGUUAGUCUCGUUCGUGAUGAGUUCACGCGAGGGUGAAUACGUGGACGGAUCGGGGUGCUUCGAGGGCUGCCUGAAGUGAUCGAGUACAGUGAUCGUCGCACGCUUUCUCGACGGAUCGCAUGAGAUGAUGACCUUCGUGACGGAUACGGUGCCCUACGCCUACGAAGCGGUCACGAGAUCAGCUUACGACGGUUAUCGUCAUCAUUUACAUCACCAUCAUCACCAUCAUCAUCAUCCCCAUCGGUAUCGACGUGUCUAUACGCCGACUGAAUCCGAAUAUCUACAGGGAUACGUCACCAGGAGGGAUACGGACGACCGCGCGAGGAUUAUCGGCGUUAACAACGCUUUGGCGUCGGCCGGCUCGUUGAAUUAUCGCAACGACCGAGUCAGGUCGCAGUCUCGGUACACCCUUGAUUCGGAUGACGCCUCGUCAGUGAUAUCGGCGGAUGCAUCGGCUGACCUCGAAUCCGGCUCUGCAGACGCCGACGAGACCAACGAGCUCAACGAGACCAACGAGACCAACGAGACGAGCGAAACGAACGAGGGCGAGUCGAUCGAGCAUGUACCUCAUCCUCACGUUUUGGACGCCGGCUCGCCGCAUGAACCGCGCAGGUGUCUUCUGUGGGCCUGCAAGGCCUGCAAGAAAAAGACGGUCACCGUCGAUCGAAGGAAAGCUGCCACCUUGCGCGAGAGACGGCGCUUGAGAAAGGUCAACGAGGCCUUUGAGGUGCUCAAGAGGAGAACGAGCAACAACCCCAACCAACGUUUACCUAAAGUGGAGAUAUUGCGGAACGCUAUCGAGUAUAUCGAGAGUCUCGAGGCGCUGUUGCAAGGAAAUAGACCUUCCGGACACCAGGAUCACCCUUCCGCUGAGAGCAUAAAUGGAGAGUCACCGCAGUACGUGACGGACAGACUUCGGCAAUUCUCGGAUCCUUUGGCAAGGUUUCAACCAAUUAACGGUUUCGAGCAAGCCGAGGUAUUGUCCUCACAAAACAACGGAAGCAGUUUGGACUGCCUCAGUAUGAUCGUGCAAAGCAUUAAUGGGCCAUUGCAGCCGUCGUCGGAAAGUCAUUAUUCAUCGCAUCACUGAAGUUGUAUGGUACUGAGACUUGAUCCUUUUGAAUCAGUCUCCUUCCUUGGCUCUUAUAGCAGUGAUGUGUGCCAUUCGAUAGUUCAAAUGAAUGCACGCAGACAGCCAAAGAUCUGAAUGCCUCUUACCUAGAAUAAUCCUAUCGUAUUGCGCAAAGUACUUAAAAAAUCGUGUAAUUUUUGCGAUUUAUGGAUAAAUGAAUGAAGACGAAUGAUAACUGUAUUGUUAUGAAUUGGUCAAUAAGCUAAACAUAAAAUUGAAAUUAAAAUAAUAGCUAAUCAUAAAAUUGAAAGGAAGAGAAGAAAACCCGUGUGUAUUUUUAAACUUAAAGAAUCCCCAGAACAGAAAUGUGUGAUUUUUGAAACAACAAUAAAUUCUAAAAUCGGUAUUCGGCCGAAUGGACUCAUUUCUUUUUUUAUCGAAACGAGAAUUAUGAUUAAUGAGUCCAGGAAAUUCAGUGAAAGCACACAAACAUAGUAUAGGUUUCCGAUAAAUUGUUCCGAUAAAUCUAUGCGAAAUAUCGGAAGUAGUCAAAUAUUUUAUCUAUACUAGAAGAAAAUAUUUUAAAAGAAUAAUCUUAGUCUCUCUGCGCGUGAGCGUAACUUGAAAUAUUGUAGCACAGUGAGGCAAACAUUUUCUCUCUCGUAGCAGAGUAAAAAUUUAUUACGCGACAAUUAUUUGUUGCAACU